This is a messenger RNA of Pimephales promelas (fathead minnow), 1315 nucleotides long. The record is from RefSeq and is a predicted model, not a curated record. NCBI's taxonomy places the organism in Eukaryota, Metazoa, Chordata, Actinopteri, Cypriniformes, Leuciscidae.
UAUAAUGAUUUCAUGAUGUCAUAUCUUGAUUUGUUGUUGUAUUUUCUUGUAGAUGUCCUGAAUGACGCAAUCUUUGACGAAGAUCAUGACGAGAUGGUGAUCGUGAAGGAUAUCGACAUGUUUUCCAUGUGUGAACACCAUUUAGUUCCCAUUUUUGGCCGGGUGCAUAUAGGUUACCUUCCAAACAAGAGGGUUCUUGGUCUGAGUAAAUUAGCACGAAUUGUUGAGAUAUACAGCAGGAGAUUGCAAGUUCAAGAGCGUCUAACUAAACAGAUUGCGGUCGCCAUCACUGAAGCUUUACAGCCUGCUGGCGUCGGAGUGGUUGUUGAAGCCACUCACAUGUGUAUGGUUAUGCGAGGCGUCCAGAAGAUGAACAGCAAGACUGUGACCAGCACCAUGCUGGGCGUUUUCCGCGAGGACCCCAAGACACGGGACGAGUUCCUGACCCUGAUCCGGAGCUGAUCUCUCCACUGCCAAAACUCUUCUCAAAACACCUCCUCUCUGGUCCCGCCUCCGGACGAGGCCCUGCUGCUGUGUAACAUAGUGUCCCACCCGCCUCGGUAACACCAUCUCUUCUCUAUCGCCUGUGUGUUUCAUUGAUUAAGGUUUUGUGUCUCUGUUGAUGGGACUGGCUGUUACAUGGAAGCAUUAUGUUUUGAAGGACGUUCUAGAUUAACACACUUUAACCUAAACUAACAAGCACUAAACCCACCAAAAUUUGUUUACAUCUCUUUCCGGUCGGGGCACUUUUGCGCUCUAUUAAACACAAUUGAGUUGCCAGACAUAAACAACAAAGCAGUUUUAUUUUCACGCUUUUGGACAGGGAGGUACGUGUCAUUCUGAAUACUCAAUUUUACUGAUAUAAAAAGUACUGUCGAGGUACAGUAAUGGUAAUGAAAAUCACCAUGGUACUGAAUUAUUAACAAAAUUCAUAUUCCUUGAUAUUUACAAGGUACUUGAUUAGACAUGGUAAAGAUUAUUAUGGUAUUAAAAUGACAUAGUAAAAAAUCAUAGUAUUACAAUAGCAUGACUUUUAAAAAAAAAAAAAAAUGAAUAACCCAGACAGGUUUUAUUGUUGUUUUACUGUGUGCUGAAAAUGUAUUAUGUGUACGCUGUCUUAUAAUGUUAUAUUUAAUAUACCGGUAAUGUGUCCUGUGCAUCAGUCAACAUUUGUGCCCAAACCAUCUUCUGCUCUUAAAGGGAUAGUUUACCUUUACCCCAAAAUAAAACUUCCAUCCUCUUUUACUCGCCCUCAUUUUGUCUUAACCCCUUAAAGCUUGACAUUUAAAAUAAUGUAAAAAAAAAAAAAAAAAAA